GACACUUGGCAGCCUGGGACUCUGGGAACAUGAUUUCAAAUAACAACUCCAGUUGUUCACAACAAACUAAGUUUAAUCUUGUUCAAGUGAAGGGAACAUGGAUUCGACAAAGUGACCAGUUCCAGCUGGCAGAGGGAAAGUUAUCAGAUGCUAAAAUCUAUGAGAACAAGUCAGAACAUGGGGUUUCCUGGACAGUGGUCAGCCCUGUUGUGUUCACCUACAGAGUUAUUCAGUGCAAAAACAUACUGGAUCCCACGAAUGACACACUGCUCUGGGGUCACUUAGGAGAAGAAGAACUUAAACACACCUUAAGUAACUGCAAACCACCGAAGCGAUUUGUUGUCAUUGAUGAAAAUGUCAAUAAGCUGUAUGGCUCCCAGGUUUCUCAGUACUUUAAAGCCAGAGGGGUCGUUUACAAGAUUCUCCCUCUGCCCACCACUGAAGAGAACAAGUGUAUGGAGUUAGUGACCAAGAUCCUGGAGGAAGUUCAUGAGUUUGGUAUCGACAGACGCUCCGAGCCAAUCGUAGCCAUCGGCGGUGGAGUUUGUCUGGAUGUGGUGGGCUUGGCGGCAUCUCUCUAUCGCCGAAGGACCCCGUAUAUUCGAGUGCCGACCACUCUACUUUCUUAUAUCGACGCAAGUGUAGGGGCAAAAACAGGAGUCAACUUUGCUGGCGGGAAAAACAAGCUGGGAAGUUAUGUCCCACCAGUGGCAGCCUUCUUAGACUGCUCAUUCUUCCAAACUCUCCCACCACGUCAGAUCUCUAAUGGGAUGGCAGAGAUGUUAAAGAUGGCUCUGAUGAAGCACCGGGGCCUGUUUGAGUUGAUGGAGACUGAGGGCAGGAAACUGCUGCAUACCAAGCUGCAGGUUUGCAAGACCAGGCCUGAACAGGAAGACAGCGCCACAGCCAUCAUCCGCAUCGCUAUAGAAACAAUGCUUGAGGAACUGGCUCCUAACUUGUGGGAGGAUGAUCUGGACAGGCUGGUGGAUUUUGGUCACCUCAUCAGCCCAGAGUUAGAAAUGAGAAUAUUGCCAGCACUGCUUCACGGAGAGGCAGUCAACAUCGAUAUGUCCUUCAUGGUAUAUGUGGCCGUCCAAAAGGGACUUCUCACAGUAGAUGAGAAGAAUCGUAUUAUCCAAUGCAUGCUGAGUCUGGAGCUUCCUGUGUGGCACCAGGACUGCACUCUGGAGCUGGUGCAGAAAUCCCUUAAGGAGCGUCUGAAGCACUCUGCUGGCUCUCUGAGGAUGCCUCUUCCCACAGGAUUGGGAACUGCAGAAAUCUUUCAUGGUAUGAUUGGUGAUGGAAUUCUUUGCCAAGCCCACAAGAAAUGGACUGAUGAGCUUUCUUCAUCAGGAGACAAAUGAAUUUUACAUGACAAUAUGGACAGUAUAGACAUGAUAUAGAUACACAACUGCUGCUGAUUUCUCAAUUGCAUGUCCACCACAUCCCCAAAGGAGGGCUACAGGACUGAGAUCUUAAGAUAAGAUAAGAUAAGAUAAGAUAAGAUAAGAUAAGAUAAGAU
Molecule: messenger RNA, 1522 nt
Organism: Maylandia zebra (zebra mbuna)
Lineage: Eukaryota; Metazoa; Chordata; Actinopteri; Cichliformes; Cichlidae
Product: 2-epi-5-epi-valiolone synthase-like
Biological process (GO): antibiotic biosynthetic process
Molecular function (GO): 3-dehydroquinate synthase activity
Source: RefSeq, a predicted model, not a curated record